This is a messenger RNA of Cetraspora pellucida, 5334 nucleotides long. Lineage: Eukaryota; Fungi; Glomeromycota; Glomeromycetes; Diversisporales; Gigasporaceae. The record is from the annotation of a GenBank genome assembly.
AUGAGUGGUAUGAUAAAUGGGGCGUUAAAUAAGACAUAUAAAACAUUUGCAAAAAUCCCAAUCACUCAAAAUCUAAGCCACUUUGGAAAAGGUAUAAAAUACUUAAAUGAAGCGCAUGACCAAAAAAAUCGAAACCUUGAAUGUAGUGCUUUGUUAUACAAAGAAGCUGUUAAUAACCUCAAAAUAGCCAAUAAGCAUCAUCCUGCUUCUGGUGAGAUUAAAAAAACUUUGGCACAAGCAUGCAGAGAAUAUGAUGAAAUUUUAACAGAGCUAUCUUUAUCAAAAAAGGAUAAUUCGCAAAAUAAUGAAUAUGAUGACGCCCAACGUUUUAUUGAAAACAAAUUUUUUCAAAAAAAUCAUUAUGUUCCAGAGAAACAUAUUCCAUUGGGUGAGGAUGAUGUGCCCAUUAAUACUCAGCAACUGGCUUAUGAGAUACACCGAAAAGAUAUUUCAGAUGAGCAAAAGAUGAAAUUAUGCAUAUUGGUGCAAAAAACUAUCGACAAAUUUGCUAAAAUGGAUAUUCCAACUUUAGCAUUAAUACACGAAGUAAUGGUGUUAUCAAAUUUACCAGAUGCAGAGGAAGAGCUUUAUAGACAUUUAGUGAAUAACUUUCUUAAUAAAAUCAAUCAAUUUGGUUUUUUAUUUCCGUCAUUAUUGGAAGGUUUAUCUCAUAUUAUCCGUCAGGCAAAUCCAAAACACCUAAAGCCUAAUGAUUUGGUUUGCAUUUUAAAUGUAUUAAAUGUAAAAUUUAAAAAUCUACAUACUCAAGACAAGGAUCAACUGAUUGAAAUGACGCGAACAUUGGGAUGGCUAUUUGAUGUAAUGGCUGAUUGUGAAGUACGAGAUCUUCAAUAUGAAAAUUUGUAUAAACCCUUAUACGAUACUUUCAAAAAUCUAAAUAGUGAUAAUAAUCAAGAGCUAGCUUAUCUCGCAGGCUAUGCCUGUCAGGCUUUAAAUUGUAUACCAAGUGAUGAAAGUCCGUGGAAAGCAUUCCAGCGGCGAGGUGGCAAAGUCCUUUUAGGUAUAACAAAAUUAGCAGGUGCUAUUAAAAACAUAGAUCCGGGAAAGCUACCAGAUGUUUUCAAAGAUCUUAGUGAAGGGUUCGAAGGUAUUAUAAAUGUGGCAGUAGAUUUGGUAAACUUGGUUAAGGAGAUUCAAUCAGUCAAAGAGGGAGUUGGAGAUAUAAAACAGAGUUUCAGUUGGGAAACACAGCGAAAAUGGUAUUGGGCAUUACGAUUUACCGAUUUAUUUAUCCAAAGUUUUAAGUUUGCAAGCUUGGAACAGUUUAUUUACAAAAUUCCGUGUCGACAAGAUGACAAAUUUUUAUGGGGCUUAUGCGAACGGCUUAAACGAUUGGCAGCAGAUUCCAAACUGGAUAAUGACAUUCGUAAAGGUGCCAUUGAAUUUUUAAAUAAUGUUUGUCAAAAUAAAGAAUUUUGGGGAGUCCAUCCGAAACUAAACGAAUGGAUCUUGGAGCAUGUUGAAUUGAAAACUUUACCGAAAUACGUACAAACAUCUGUUUCAUUUUUUCAAAAUACUUUGCUAAAUGACGUUUUAUGUGAACAGACGCUAAAUGAUUUUUUGCGACCAACUCAGCAGAAUGACUUAAGAAAAAGUAGAGGAGAAUUGUUAAUUCAAUUAAAUGGAUUAAAAGACCAAUUCUUUUCAGACUUAGAUAAUGAAUUUGAAGAAGCCUUGGGACUGUAUGUCAAACCGCAGGGAACAUGGAAAGUAUCGAUUAUAAAGUCGUCAAAUUUUGAAAAAAAAAUGGUUUCUGAAAACAGAGAAGGUGAUGUAGAAGUAGUAGUCAAUAGAUUUUUAGAAUCAAAGGAUAAACUGACCUCAAAAAACAAAGAAGCUUUGGAGAUAGCUGCAAAUAAGCUUUCUAAUUCAAAAGAUAUAAUAUCUAUAAUAAAGACAGUUAAUAGUUUUCUUACUUCUGAAAAUCUAUUAACCUUUGAAGAUGAAAAAAUUCUAGAAAAAGUAGUCAAUCAAUUUUUAGAUUUAAAAGUCAAUAAGGCACUAGAGCUUCAGGAAAUAAUAGCAAAUGAAUUUUUACAUUUUUCAAAGAAUAAAGAAUUAUUAAUGAAAGCAAUUAAUAAUGUUUUGAAGAAGAAUCCGAUAAUCAUAGAGGAUGAUGAUGUAAAACUUCUAGAAAUAGAAGCAAAUAAAUUUUCAAAUUUAAAUGAUAAAAGUAUUUUUAAAAGUACGGUGAAUAAGUUUUUAGCAUUUAAAGCCAACAAAAUUUUGGAAAUAGCCGUUAAUGAAAUAGUUGCUUCGAAAUGUAAAAGGGUACUAUUGAUAUUGGGUAUGGGAGGUGUGGGUAAAUCAACUUUUGGCCGCUAUCUUGCUCGUCGUUUAUGGGAAGAAUACGACCAGUUAUCACCUAUUCCUUUAUUUAUACCAUUAGCGCGACUAAAAUUAGGAAUGUUUAAUAGAGAUGAAGAUUUUAUUGAACUUUAUUUAAAAGAAAGAUGCAAAUUAUCUACAAAUCAUAUUAAUGCUUUACGGGAAAGAAAGUUUGUAUUUAUUUUAGAUGGCUAUGAUGAGAUUGUUGAACGUGAACGUAAUUGCUAUAUUAAGAACAAAUUUUGUCAAUGGAAAAAUGCAAAAGUUAUUAUCAGCUGUCGACCAGAGUAUUUGGGUUCAGGUUACCAACGAAGAUUCUUUCCCAAUAAAAACGGAGAAAAAGGAUUUCAAGAAUUGACAAUUAAACCAUUUUCAGAAAAAGAGAUAGAACAAUAUGUUAUGAAAUAUGUUCAAAAAAAAGGUCAUUUGAGUGAAGACACAUAUUUACAGCAAAUAAAAAAGAUACCAGAAGAGUUAGCUAGCAAUCCAAUUCUGUUAAAAAUUACCUUGAGUGUCUUACCACGCUUUAUAGAACAAAAUAGAACAGCACAAAUAAAUCGCAUAGCUUUAUAUGACGAAUUUUUAAAGACAUGGUUUGACCGUGCGCAAGAUCGUCUGUAUAAAAUUCAUAAAACAGAUGAAGAAGAGAAAGAAUUUAGCAAAUUAAAUAGAUAUAAUUUUCCAAAAUCUUGUUUACAAUUUAGUAAAAAGUUCGCUGUCGAAAUGUUUAAAGAUAAUAAUAAUGUGGUCAUAACAUAUAAUUCAGAUGAUUCAUAUGAUUCAAAAUGGGCAACCUAUUUAGAUGAUGAUAAUAUUAAGAAUUCCUUGUUGCGCUUUAGUAUGCCAUUAAUCCGACGUGAAAAUCAAUAUUGGUUUAUUCAUAAAACCUUGCGAGACCACUUGAUUGCUCAGGCAUUUCUAGAGUCAUGUGAAUCUUUAUUAAAUGCAACACAAUCUUCCCUACAUGCAGCACUCUUCAAAGAGCAAUCAUUUGUGUUUGAGCACGGAGUUAGACAAUUUUUAGUUGAACAUAUUGUUCAAAAAAUGGAAACUUUCAAACCACAGUUACUAGCUUUUAUUGAAGCUUCUAAAAAGAAUGAUGAUGUUCAAGUUGCUUCUGCUAAUGCUAUUACAAUUUUAGCACAAGCUGAUAUAUUAUUGGUAAAUUUAAAUGAUACUAAUAUUUCGGGGGCAGAUUUGUGUAAUAAGAUAUUUAAUAAUUUGAAAGCGGAAAGAGCUAAAUUAAAUAAUGUAAAUUUCCAAAAUGCAGAACUUAAAGAUGCAAAUCUCCGAUGUUCAUCUCUCCAAGGUGCAAAUUUCAAAAAUGUAACGCUUCAAAAUGCAAAUCUCCGGGAUUCAUCUCUUCAAAAUGCACAUUUUGAAGACGCAAAUCUCUCAUUUGCAGAUCUUCAGAAUACGAUUAUUCAAGACGCAAAUUUUAAGAAUGCGAGGCUUCGAAAUGCAAAUUUUCAAAACGCACAUAUUAAAGACGUAGAUUUCACAUUUGCAGAUCUUCAGAAUACAGUUCUCGUAGGUAUUGAUUUCCAAGAAUUGAGUAUCAAAAAUUCAGCUAAAAGAUUGAAUAAAAUCAUGGAAAUUUUCACUUAUUCAAAGAAUUCAUAUGAUUCAGUUAAUUUAGAUGAUUCAAUUAAUUUAGAUUAUAAUCAUUAUAAUGUAUCUGAAAUCAGAAAACAAUUCUUAGAUGCAGAUAGACUAGUUGCAGAUAUACCAGAUGCAGAUAAACUACCGAAAGAAUAUAAAACAAUAGAAAUGUCAAGUAUAUCGACUAGCGAAUUAAUCAACCUGCAAAAAUGUGAAGAGGAAAACCAUACUAUACUUAACGAAAUUGUUAGUAAACAAGGGGAAUCUGCAAAUAUAGUAGACUGGAACCGUUUACGAAUGACGGAUUUGAAGGCAAUGUGUUUGAAGUGUAAUAUUCAGGUGGAAGAUACAAAGACAGAUUUGAUUAACCGUUUAGAAGCCUUUUGGAAAGAACCUGAAAUAAACUAUGAACCACAAAGGGUCAGAAAAGGAAAGUUAGUAGAACAAAAUGUUGAUGAAGACUAUGAUAAUAGGGAGAGAUUCCCAGUCCUAGACAAAAGUUUGCAGCAAUGGUCAGCUCAACAGAAUAAGUCAAACGGGGCAAGAGCCACAGAGGAAAGCUUCCCAAGAAAGAAGUUUAAGAGACCACGAGAUCAGCAUGAAUAUGACGCAGUAUGUGAUACUGGCAGACUACUUCACCAAGCAAUCCAGGAAGACUCGAAGGAAAAAGCCAGAGAGGCACAGGAGUAUUUGAAGUUGAGGGUUUUUAUAUUAAGGGUGGCUGAAGAGGAAGGCUGGAAUGUGGCCGCGAAAAUUCCAAAACCAACGCCUAGUGAAGAUGAUGAAUUUAAGGACCUACUUAUCGAAGCAAGAAAAAAAGAUUCGAGACGAAAUUAUAUUACCAGAUCUAAAGAAUUGUGGGUUUAUACUAGCAUGGGACAAGAGCAGCCCGGUACUAUCGACGAGGAUCAAGUUCUACGGAUUAAUUGUAGAUACAAAAAGGGCACAAGUGAUUGUGCCGGAACAGAAGCUAGCAGAAACAAAAGCAUGACUGGUGGAACCCUGAAGAAACCCAGGGUGGAAGUUUGUAGCAGUCCACAUUCAUCCAUAAGGGAGCUAUCCCAGAAGGCAAGAAUAUUGGCAAAAAACUCAUUAUCUCCCUUUUAUAGGGCCAGAUCGGACAAAUACUGUGACCUUUACAAUGAUUUUUGUAAAAAGUUUGAGGUAGAUCCAGACAACCCAAUGGAAGAUGGAAUUUUAGCAUUCAUUAUGUGGCUGGAUGUGGCUGGUUAUAUGUCUCAGGCUGCCCAUGUGCUCCAGGCUGUGACGCUUUUGAAGCAAUACCUGGAGAUUCCUUCAAAAACCAACACAAGUGCCCCCAUAUUUUUAUCAAAGCAAGGAAAAAAGGUUUCUAUUUCAGCAAUUGGUUCAAUAGUAAAAUGA